Messenger RNA from Talaromyces atroroseus, 660 nucleotides. RefSeq lists its product as hypothetical. Lineage: Eukaryota; Fungi; Ascomycota; Eurotiomycetes; Eurotiales; Trichocomaceae. Bases 1 to 660 code for a protein of 219 amino acids. The transcript has 3 exons. The record is from RefSeq and is a predicted model, not a curated record.
AUGCCUCCGACGCGCCGCAACCUUUUUCAGAGCCAUCUCAGUCGCCGCCCGGCAUCCUCAGCUUCUAACUCCGCCUCUUCCAAUAACAGCAUCCCACCGCCACUACCAGCAGAUCCAAACAACAACAACAACAACCACUCUCUACCCGAAACACCCUCAUUAGCACACCACGUACAUCCGUCAGAUAUAGCAUCUUCAUCAUUAUCUACAUAUAGAGCAGCGGCAGGAGGAACAUCAACGCCGCCUAUCGACGACGGGGAGAUUAUCGCACGAGACAAGAAUGGGAAGUUCCAGCUUGACAUCCCCGUUCUGCCACCCCUUCCGCUGGAUGAAGAUGACGAGGAUGAGGAGGGAGAGGAAGAUAUGAAUGGCAAUGGAGGAGGGGGCGCUAUGGAAGGUAUUGAGGAUGGCCGACCAAGUGCCGGAUCUGGGGGUAGUGGUAGCAAUAAUGCCGGUGGUGGUAUGAGCUCUGAGUUGGUGGGGAGGGAUAAAGAGAAAUUAGAAGCAGGUCUCGUCGAAAUGAUGUACCGAAAUCGCAAUAGACACCUGAGUGGUGAGCCAGAAAUACUCAAUUUAAUACAACAAAGCCUGCGCAGCAAAGUCGCUGCUCUAGACGAGGAUAAGUGGAUGUUCGAGGUGGAAGACGAUCCUCUUGUGUAA